Molecule: messenger RNA, 709 nt
Organism: Esox lucius (northern pike)
Lineage: Eukaryota; Metazoa; Chordata; Actinopteri; Esociformes; Esocidae
Product: phosducin-like protein 2
Exons: 3
Coding region: 93-653 (186 amino acids)
Biological process (GO): protein folding
Cellular component (GO): cytoplasm
Source: RefSeq, a predicted model, not a curated record
AAGAGGAGGUGGAUGAGGAAGAGGGGGGGUGUUUGUUGGAGGUUGCAGUAAAAAGGGUGGAAGGAAAAGAGGAGGUGGAUGAGGAGGAGAACAUGACAGGCAAAACAAACCCCAGCCGUGUGCAGCAUGAGGGCCUGAGGGUGCGGCGGAGAGGCCGGAGGAGGAGACGGAGGAGGUACGGCCAGCUGAGAGAGAUCCAAAGGGAGCAGUAUGUCAGGGAGGUAACCUGCGCCCCGACGGGAGUGAAGGUGCUGCUCCACCUUUAUCACCCCAGCGUGCCCAUGUGUUCCUUGCUGAAUCGCCAUUUCACACAACUGGCCGCCGAAUUCCCCGACACCAAGUUCCUCAUGAUCCUGGCCCAGCAGUGUGUCCCCAACUACCCAGCCAGCCACCUGCCAACCCUGUUCAUGUACGAGUCAGGAUGCAUCCUCAGCUCCCUGAUAGGGGAACAAGCCUGUGGUGGGAGGGACGUGUUGCCAAGCGAGCUGAAGUGGAUGCUGGCCCAGUUGGGAGCGUUUGUGAUUGACAGCUACCAAGACCUAUAUCAUGGGGGCAUGCCCAUCAUUAUGCCAUGUUCUGAACAGGAAGACUACAUUGAUGACCACUCAGAUCCUUAUGACAACAUAGAGACAGAGGCACUGAUUCAUUCAUAAAUGGACUGUUUGUAUGUCACAAAUGGCCCUCUUCCCAGCUUAGUGCACAUUUUAAA